Myotis davidii is the source of this 910-nucleotide messenger RNA. RefSeq names its product GINS complex subunit 4 (Sld5 homolog) (gene GINS4). The record is from RefSeq and is a predicted model, not a curated record. Lineage: Eukaryota; Metazoa; Chordata; Mammalia; Chiroptera; Vespertilionidae. Gene Ontology annotation, cellular component: GINS complex. Gene Ontology annotation, biological process: DNA-templated DNA replication; double-strand break repair via break-induced replication. Bases 203 to 874 code for a protein of 223 amino acids. The transcript is spliced from 8 exons.
GCCCGGGAGGAACGUUUCUAAGAGGAGCGCGGGAACGGAGAAGUGCAGGGUCCGGAAGGUCUCGAGAAGACGUAGAAAAGGUUGCUCCGCUGCCAGGUGCUCCUGGGGAAAGUCGGGGUGCUGCCCCACGCGGGGGCUUCCCCAGGGGCUUCCCGUCCUGGCCGCCGGCUGCCUCCCAAGGGCCCAGUAGGUACCGGGGAAGAUGACAGAGGAACUGGGUCUCCCGGGACAGGACUCUGAUGGCGGUAGUGAGGAGGUGGUCCUAACUCCGGCAGAGCUCAUUGAACGGCUGGAGCAGGCUUGGAUGAAUGAAAAAUUUGCUCCUGACCUUCUGGAAAGCAAGCCUGAAAUUGUGGAAUGUGUCAUGGAACAGCUAGACCACAUGGAAGAAAAUCUCAGGAGAGCAAAGAAGGGGGACCUGAAGAUCAGUAUUCAUCGAAUGGAAAUAGAGAGGAUUCGUUAUGUCCUUAGCAGCUACUUGCGGUGUCGGCUCAUGAAGAUAGAGAAGUUUUUUCCUCAUGUCCUUGAAAAGGAGAAAACACGCCAUGAGGAGGAGCCUUCCAGCCUUUCUCCAGAAGAGUUUGCCUUUGCCAAAGAGUACAUGGCGAACACAGAGACCUAUCUAAAGAAUGUAGCCUUAAAGCAUAUGCCACCUAAUUUACAGAAAGUGGACCUCUUAAGGUCAGUUCCCAAACCGGAUCUAGAUUCAUAUGUGUUUCUGAGAGUGAAAGAAAGACAAGAAAACAUCCUGGUAGAACCAGAAACAGAUGAGCAGAGGGACUAUGUGAUUGACUUGGAGGAAGGCUCGCAGCACUUGAUCCGAUAUAAAACCAUUGCACCUCUAGUAGCUUCUGGAGCUGUACAACUAAUUUAAAACCAAAAAUAAAUAAACAAGAAUGAAGACAUGGAA